AUGGCCGCCAGGCUCCUCUGCUCUGCCAUCCUUUGUCUCCUGGGAUUAGGGCUCUCAGAUGCUGGAGUCACCCAGACACCCAGGCACAAGGUGACAAAGAUUGAACAAGAAGUAACUCUGAGUUGUAAGCCAAUUUCUGGCCAUGACAGCCUUUACUGGUACAAACAGACCUCACUACAGGGACUGAAGUUGCUAGUGUAUUUCCGUAAUCAAGCUCCUAUUGAUGAGACAGGGAUGCCCAAGGAACGAUUCUCAGCUAAUGCUAAUGGAUCAUUCUCCACUCUGAAGAUCCAGCCUACAGAAGCCGGGGAUUCGGCCAUGUAUCUCUGUGCCAGCAGCUUAGCCACAGAGCUGCAGAGUCACCCCCUCCCUGUGCAGAAACCUUCCUGUUUCCCCUUCCAGCCCCAGACAUCCUCAGCAGUCUUUGCAGGCUCGCCUGUGUCAGAGAAUGGGCCUAUGGAAGACAAGAGCUGA
Pipistrellus nathusii (Nathusius's pipistrelle) is the source of this 474-nucleotide messenger RNA. Lineage: Eukaryota; Metazoa; Chordata; Mammalia; Chiroptera; Vespertilionidae. The record is from the annotation of a GenBank genome assembly.